This is a messenger RNA of Oryzias melastigma (Indian medaka), 1714 nucleotides long. Its product is annotated as interphotoreceptor matrix proteoglycan 2a. Gene Ontology annotation, biological process: visual perception. NCBI's taxonomy places the organism in Eukaryota, Metazoa, Chordata, Actinopteri, Beloniformes, Adrianichthyidae. Gene Ontology annotation, molecular function: hyaluronic acid binding; heparin binding. The record is from RefSeq and is a predicted model, not a curated record.
AUGAGGAGCAUUUUCUGCUCCGUUCUGCUGAGUUCACUCGUCACCUUUCUGGGGACCCCCACAGGUGCAGCUCUGGAGGAAUCCUCGAUGGGGUUCGUGGAUCUGCCUCAAACUAAGGUUGGGUUUCCACGCAUCACUCAUGUGUCUGACGUGAAGGCGUCCGUUGAAGACCACGCAGCCGCGUCCCGACGGAAGAGGAACAUUUUCUACCAGAAUGGACUAAGGCUGUGUGGACAAGAAACCUCCGAGCAGGUCGUGUCCAACCACCUGAACUACUUUUAUCUCCGAGACAUAAGAAAAGAAGAGGAGGAGGCAGCUGUCACUGCAGGAAGAGUGGAGGAAAGUCCACUGCUGAAUGAAAUCACCGUGCAGCCUGCUGCAGCUGCUGCGCUGGAGCAGGUGGUGGAGCUGAGCAUCCUCCUGACUGGAGAGAUGUUCAGCGAUGAGCUCAACGAUCCAGCCAGCCUCCAGUUCCAGGCGCUCAGCAGACACCUGGCCGAAAAGAUUGAAGAGGCUCUUGACAUGCUGCCUGGGUUUAAGAGUGUGUCUGUAUUGGACUUCAGGAUGGACGGCAUCAUCGUGGACUACGCGGUCACGGUGCUGGUGAACGGAGAGGGAGUGAGCUCUGAACAGCUGAACUACCUGACCUUACAGUCCAACCAGGUGGAGAGCUCGUACCGCAAAACCAAGGAGCUCUCCACGGCGGUCUACAGCCAGAACAAGAACGACCAGCAGAGCGGUCAGCGCCGUCGAUGACCUGCCAGAGGUCUUAACGUUGGAGGAAGAUGACCUGCCUGAAGCUUCAGAAACCAACACUGUGGCCACAAUGGAAAAGGACAUUGUUGUCCAGGAGGAAAGGGGAGGGUCUCCUGCUGUUGCCCUCGCCACCACGCCACCUGAAACCAGCAGAGUUGAGGAGGAGAGUCUGGGGUCAGAAGAAACUGUGCCGAGUCCAGAAGCCCCUCAAGGGUCCGUCCCCCCUGAAGAACCGUCCCCAGCGCUGACGGAGAGCGCCACGCUUCUUGAACCCCCAGUGGAAAUAGAGGCCUCUGGUACAGGUCUGAAAGAUCCAGCACCUGCAGGGAACGUGGAAGUGUCUGUUGGAGAUGAUGUCCCAGUAGAUGGAUUAAGGACAGAAGAAAGCAGCAUCUGUACAGAUGACUGCAGGGAAGAAAAACAAGUGGAUGCCUCUGCAGAGGAGGUGCAACAUCCUCCUGCUGGGGAGGAUCUGGGUGAAGUCUUGGUAGAUGAGGUUUCAGAGAGUCCAGAAGAACUCCCUACAGCUCUGCUUCCUGAGACUCCUGAACCUGUAGAGACGCCAGAAGAACCUCCCGAUGCAAACAAGGAAGUUGAAUCGAUCCAUCUUGAGCAGCCUACAUUUGAAGAUCUGGAUGAGACGAUAACCAGAGAGGACGGGAACGUGAUAGAGGACACCUUCUCCGAGGCCCCAACUGUGGAGGAGGAGGUGCCACGAGCGACAAAGAUCUCAAAUGAAGACCUCACCGAGGAUGAGAUUUUACUGUUGGACAAAGACAUCCCUGAACCACCAGUGACAGAUCAUCCAGACCCUGAAAAACCGACCGUGUUGACUCCAGGAGUGGAAUUGGCCUUCACCGUGGUCUCGAUCAUUCAUCCGGAUUCUGAGGGCCAGCCUGUCGCAGCCGGCACUUCCGUGGUGGAGGUACUCAGGAGGUUUUCUCAAUGUCUCACAUGA